Messenger RNA from Purpureocillium takamizusanense, 3196 nucleotides. It is a transcript of the gene msh1, whose product is annotated as MutS protein 1. The record is from RefSeq and is a predicted model, not a curated record. The transcript is spliced from 2 exons. Lineage: Eukaryota; Fungi; Ascomycota; Sordariomycetes; Hypocreales; Ophiocordycipitaceae. Bases 72 to 3038 code for a protein of 988 amino acids. Gene Ontology annotation, cellular component: nucleus. Gene Ontology annotation, biological process: mismatch repair. Gene Ontology annotation, molecular function: ATP-dependent DNA damage sensor activity; ATP binding; mismatched DNA binding.
GCCAAAACCUGCCCGCGUUCGCCAGCAACCACAUUCACUCUGCACCUUGCAGCAUCAUCUGAGCGUCGUCCAUGUUCCGGCUGCGCUGUCUCCCGAGCCAGCGUGUGAUUCAAUUCCGUGCGAACCCCACGGCGACGAUCAGCCGCGCCCCCCUACUGGUCGGCCCUGGACUCCAAGAUGUCCCUCUUUUGCCGGCAUCAAGCAGACGGCAGCUGAGAGGGAAGAAGACAAAGACGACAGUCAAGCUAUCGGAGCUGCCUCAAGGAGCAAUCCGCCUUGAGACGGCGCAGUCGCACGAGGACGACCAUGGCCCGGCCUAUCCAACCGUAGUGCUCCAAGCGCGGCGCAACAUGCAAAAAUUCGCCAAUUGUGUGCUGCUCACCCGCGUCGGCGGCUUCUACGAGCUGUACUUUGAGCAUGCCGAGGAGCUUGCGCCUCUUCUGAACCUCAAGCUUGCCUCCAAGAAGACGAGUGCCGGACCCGUGUCCAUGGCGGGCUUCCCAUUCUUCCAACUGGAGCGGUAUCUCAAGGUGCUCGUCCAGGACCUCAGCCGCUAUGUGGCCAUAGCCGAGGAGUUCCCCAACGAUGCGGCCGACAGGGUCAAAUCGGGCGGGUUGAUGCAUGAUCGAAGGGUAGCCCGAAUCAUUACUCCAGGCACACUGAUAGAUGAGAAUUUCAUCGAUCCUUACUCCAGCAACUAUGUAAUGGCAAUCUACGUCUGCCAACAUCUAACAAAGCCUGCAAGCCAGUCUUCAGACAAAGACCAUCGUGACGUUGUCGCAUCUUCGGGGGCCUGCGCCACCCCCCUCGGCGUCGCAUGGCUAGAUCUCUCUACUGGCCAAUUCUUCACGCAGUCGUCAGAUCUGGCUUCACUAUCCUCAAUUCUAUCAAGAAUUUCUCCUCGCGAAGUCGUUCUUGACCAAGAUUUUGAGUCUCACAAGGACCACGAUAUCUUCUCGGUCUUGGCCGAAGACCGACACCUUGUCACGUAUUCCCCUCAGGGUGAACUGCAAGAUAUAUCCGAUUGGACUCCGUUACUUGAGGCGGAAAUGUCGGAAACUGUGAGGCGCACUUUUACCGAGGAGGAAGUCUUUGCGGGCACGCUGGUGCUCAACUACGUCAAAGACCGGCUGCAGGGCAUGGCGAUGAAGCUCCAGCCACCGUUGCGGCACGACAGCAUGCAAAUCAUGAACAUUGAUAAGAACAGCUUGCGCGCCUUAGAGGUGAAGCAGACGCUCCGUGACGGCUUCUUUCGCGGUAGCCUCCUCCACGCGAUCCGGCGAACUGUUACAAAGAGUGGAGCUCGUCUUCUCAACGAGUGGCUUAGCUCACCGUCCACAUCUCUCGAAGUCAUCAACAAGAGGCAGGAUCUGGUGGCUCGAUUCAUCGCUGACGAUGAACUCCGCGAUACGGCGGUCGUACUUUUGCGGAAAAGUCACGACUCUCAGCGACUCGUUCAAAAGUUUACCCUCGGAAGAGGCGACGCGGACGACUUGCUGGCCUUAGCCAGCACUAUCCGCGCCACCGAGGAUAUGGUGGAUUUGCUUAAGCAAGCAGUUGCAGUACCUAUGGAAGAACCAGAAGAGGAUUGCAUUGAUGCCCUGAUUUCUCGGAUCGAUCUUCAGAAACCCUCAAAGCUCGCCCAGCGAAUAAGAGACGCCAUCGAUGAGGAGGGCAUAGUCUACCAACACGAGGUCGAGGAUUCUGAGGCCAGUCAGAUCAUGGCUCUCGCACAGGACAUUGUGUCCUCCGAGGGUUCGCAUCAUGAUGCUUCGUCGCUGCCCAAAGGAAAGAAGAGACGUCCCGCCACUAUAAGGGAGUACUACGCUGAGGACAACGACGCUUGGAUCAUGAAACCGGCCGCGAGUACCACAUUGAAGAAGUUACAUUCCGAGCUUUCUUCGUUGAUGGGUGAAAGGGACACUCUAGGGGAGACUCUGCGUGAAAGUCUCGGAGCCUCAAGCCUCACCCUCAAAUGGACACCUGGUCUGGGCCAUAUUGCCCACAUUAAGGGCAAGGAUACGAGAAGCCUCACGAACAUCAAAACGCUGUCCUCCAGUCGUUCCACGCGCUCUUUUCACCUUCCCGAGUGGACAGCGCUUGGACAGCGCCUCGACCAGGCUCGGUUUCAAAUCAGGCGCGAGGAGCAGCGUGUACUGCAGUCGCUACGCGAGCAGGUGGUCCUCAACCUUGUGAAGUUACGACGAAACGCGGCCGUGUUAGAUGAGCUCGACAUCGCCACGUCCUUCGCAAAGCUUGCUGAGGAGCAGAACCUGGUUCGACCACGACUCAACAACUCAACAUGCCAUACCGUCAUCGGAGGGCGACAUCCCACAGUAGAGGGUGGUUUGCUCGAGCAGGGACGCACCUUUGUUCGAAACGACUGCGUGGUCGGCUCGGCCAAUCGCGGAUUCAUAUGGCUCAUAACAGGCCCAAACAUGGCAGGCAAGAGUACCUUUCUACGCCAAAACGCCCUGAUCACGAUACUCGCACAAAUAGGCUGCUACGUGCCCGCGUCUUAUGCCGAACUGGGGAUUGUCGACGCCAUCUUCAGCCGAGUUGGGUCAGCGGACAAUCUGUAUCGUGACCAGAGCACCUUCAUGGUUGAGAUGCUGGAGACUGCGCAUAUUCUUAAACAGGCUACCUCACGAUCAUUUGUCAUUAUGGAUGAGAUCGGCCGAGGCACUACGCCUGAAGACGGAACGGCCGUCUCGUUUGCCUGCCUGCACCAUCUUGCUACCGUCAACCAAUGCAGGACGCUCUUUGCGACGCACUUCCACGAAGUCGCCGACCUGGCUGCCGCAAACGGACUGUGCAAGCCAAAUCACGGUGCUGUGCACACAUAUUGUACAGGUGUGGAGGAAGACGGUUCGGGUGGAUUUGUCUACGUGCACAGGCUACGGAAAGGGGUCAAUAGGCAAAGCCAUGCGCUCAAGGUUGCCAGACUGGCUGGAUUGCCCCAACGGGCUAUCGACAUGGCUGAGAAGGUCCUGAGCAAGAACAGCUUCGCGAAUCAUGUAGCACAGACACAUCACUGAGAGGCAUGAGUACGGUCUUGGGAUGCAAGAAUAUUUGCGAGACGCGUCUGGGACCUUCUUGCAAGUUAGCUAUGAUAUCCUCAAAAUGGUAGAGGCGAGAUGAGAGAGAUAGCAACGUUGAUUCGUUCAUACAGUGUUGAUGUACGUGUCCACAGGAG